CAUGUCGAUAAUUCAUCACCACACUGUCCCUCAUUAUUAUCGAUAAAGGCUGUGUCGCCAGAGAAUUCCGAAUUCUAGUGCGGUGUCUGCCUAUAAACCCACAUGAGUGUUUGGUUGCGAGGUCCAAACCCAUGAACUAUUUCACCGCUGACCUUGCCGUCAUUCUGUCUACAACCACACCAUACACCGAGAGCUACUUGCGUCUCCCAUACUUCGGGACUUCCUUUCUACACAUCCCACCACCACACAACUGUUCUUCUUUGGGAUUCCACAGGUCCCAGCGUUCCCACACCACAGCCGCUCUUUACUGGUGUGAUUUAUAAGCAUAGUCACCAUGGGAGACGCGCAGUCCGAUGCGGAGAAGAUCCGAAAUAAACGCCUGGCCAAACUAGGUGGAGGACGGUUUACAGGCUCGAACGUCACUCCCUCAACAAGCGACGUUUCGCAAGUUGAAGCGCCUCCCUCUGGAGUGCCGAAGGUAGAGGACAACCUGUCUUCGCAGCCGCCACAACAGCAACCUACGCGGACACCGCCAGUCGAGCCAUCAGGGCCUCGUGCCGCGAUGUCAGCGCCGAAAGGAGACUCGGUUGCGCCGCUGAGCAUGAAACCGGAAACACCAACGCCUACGAAGCCGAUUUCCACACCGCAGACACCCAACAGCACCACUCCACAACACACACCGCAGGGCAACAAGCAGCCGGCUUCGCGGCAAGGCGAGAGAGAAAAUCUCGAGACAUGGGAAGACCGGACACUGAGCAGCAUCUUCCGGCUCACGGUGAAAGGACAGAACACGGCGGACGGACUCGGGCAGAGGCUACACUUUGUCGAAGGAGUGAAGGCUGAUUUAGAAGAACAGGGUGAGCCGCUGAGGGUCAGCGUCGGGGUAUUGGAUGGAGCGAUUGUGGAGGCGGCCUCCAAUCUUUCCAAAGAAGAGCCGUUCAACUACUUGCUUGGAUGCUGGAAACGAGUGUCGCGGCAGUGGAGGAGCAUGAGUUCGUUGGGUCCCAACGACCCCAAAUUCGCCGUGAUCAAAGAAGCCAGGCGGCUGUGUAUGAGCUAUUGCAUCUUUGCCAUCACGAUGCCGGAGAUGUUCGGCCGGGAUACCCCCGAAACGAGCCCGCUCAUCGAGCAUCUUCUUGUCGACCCCGAGUGUGACUCAGGCAUCUGUCAUGACUUCCUUACCGAGGCGUCGUUGCGGUUCAAAGAGGACGAUAGUAUCAAAGAUGCUCUGCUAGCUGCGGUCGAGCAACUCAGUGAGAAACUGAAGAAGCUCUCCAUGAACGACAACUACAAGCCAUAUAUGUUAGCGAUCCGGAACCUGGUCCGUUAUCCCCUCGUCGUCGAUGCUAUGACGAAGUCACCACAGUUCCUCCCCUCCAGCAUCACAGCAUCCACAAUCGAAACAGAUACGUUACUCGGCCCGUUCUUCCGCCUCUCUCCCCUUUCUGGAGACGUCGCCGAGAACUAUUUUAAUGGAUCGCGGAACAAGCCGGAGAAUCAGAUCCUGGAGGCGCAACGCGCCUUGCGCAUGACCCUUCAGACCCACCAGGACGAGUUAUUCGAUAUCGCGAACUUCAUCAUCAAGGCAUCCAAGGAGCCGCGGGAGCGAAUGCUGGACUGGCUCGCCAUGACGGUCAACCUCAACCAUAAGCGAAGAGCCAUACAAGUCGACCCUGCGGCUGUUGCAACGGAUCCGUUUAUGGUCAAUGUGACGGUCAUUCUGGAUCGAUUGUGCGAGCCUUUCAUGGACGCUACGUUCUCGAAGAUUGAUAGAAUCGACGUGGCGUAUUUCCGACGAUCACCUCGGCUCGACAUCAGCGACGAGACGAAGUUCAACGCAGAUCAAAAGAAGUCGGACGAAUUCUAUACGGAGCAAGUCGAAGGCACGUCUAACUUCAUUUCCGAGCUGUUCUUCCUCACUGUCGCGGCUCAUCGCUAUGGGAUGGAAGCCGUGAGCUCGAAGCUAUCAGAUCACCAAAAGGACUUGCAGCGCAUGGAAAAGAUGGUAGAGAAGUUCGAAACCGAAAGGCACAAAUACACCCAUAAUCCUGGGCAGUUGCGGCUGUUCGAAGCGGCACUGAAGAAGUACAAGGACCAGAUCGAGCGAGGCUACUCCGUAUUCCGCGCUCAUCAGGGUGUGCUUCUCGAUGAACUCACCCAGGCUCGUUCGAUGCAGUUCAUGCGAUAUGUCAUUGUUUUCCUAAUUCGGCUGGCGUCCCCGACUUGCAGUUAUCCGACCAAACCAUUGGAACUCCCGCUCCCGGAGGACGUCCCCGAAGUGUUCGAGUGUUUACCCGAAUACUUCUUGGAGGUGAUCGUGGAUAACUUCAAGUUCAUCACCCGGACCAUGCCUCACAUCAUCACCUCAACACAGUGUGAAGAGCUCAUGGUGAUCUGCAUCACUUUUCUCCGCAGCUCCGAAUACAUCAAAAACCCUUAUCUCAAAGCGGGCCUGGUCAGUAUCUUGUUCCACGGUACCUUCGGGUUCAGGGGUCGCCCUAAAGGAGUCCUAGGGGACCUUCUCAUUGGGUCGCCGUUCGCCUUGAAGCACCUCCUCCAUGCGCUCAUGCAGUUCUUUAUUGAAGUGGAAAGUACCGGAGCUCAUACGCAAUUCUUUGACAAAUUCAACAUUCGGUACGAGAUCUUUCAGAUCAUCAAAUCUGUCUGGUCAAACACCAUCUAUCGGGACAACCUUGGGACCGAAGCCAAGGUCAAUCUAGACUUUUUCGUGCGGUUUGUUAAUCUCCUGUUGAACGACGUCACCUUCGUCCUCGAUGAGUCGUUCAACGCCUUCACUACCAUACACGACCUACAACGAGAACUGAACCAACCAGGGAACACUGGUAUGGACGAGAAUACAAGAAGGGAGAAAGAAGAAGCCCUUUCUUCCGCGCAAGGCAGAGCGAAGGGAUACAUGCAAUUGACCAAUGAGACGGUCUCCAUGCUCACACUCUUCACCGAAACUUUAGCUAAGUCUUUUACAAUGCCGGAAAUUGUUCAGCGACUAGCAGAUAUGCUUGAUUACAAUCUUGAUGCCCUCGUCGGCCCCAAACAAACCAAUCUCAAGGUCGACAACCCGGCCGAAUACGGCUUCCGGCCCAAAGACCUGCUAGCCGAUAUAUUCGACGUAUACCUGAACUUGCGCGAAAGGCCGAACUUCAUCACCGCCAUCGCCCGCGACGGCCGAUCCUACAAGCCGCAGAACUUCAUCCAAGCGGCGAAUAUCAUGAAGCGGUUUAGCUACAAGUCGCAAGAGGACCUGCAGAAGUGGGAGGACCUGGCCGCCAAGGUCCAGGUCGCGAAACAAGCGGACCAGCAAGCGGAGGAAGACUUGGGAGAAAUCCCCGACGAGUUCUUGGAUCCCCUUGUCUACACGCUGAUGGAGGAUCCCGUGAUAUUGCCGACGAGUCGCGUCACGAUCGAUCGCAGCACUAUUCGGAGCCAUUUGCUGAGUGAUCCACACGACCCUUUCAAUCGGACACCGUUGAAGAUCGAAGACGUCCUUCCGGACACUGAGAUGAUCGCUCGGAUCGAGGCAUUCAAGCAGGAGAAACUGCAGCAAAAGUUGGCCGCUGCUGUUCCAGGGGAGGGUGAGCCGAUGGACACAUCUUAGCUAGCCAAUGCUGGGAUUCCGCAUGUCGGCCAAUGCUUCUGCCUCGGAAAAGGGAGGUUUCCAGGGUCGUUCCGCAUUUCAGGCGAGUAGGUGGGGGCAUGCUGCGUUGGCUUUCAGAAUAUAGACUGCCUCUGUGCUAUCACAAGCAGAUGCGAUAUCUAAACGAGCAUUCAUGGUUAGCGUGAAGGUUCAGCGUUCAUCUGCACCAGGUAUUCGCCUACGUCAGAAGAGCCGAUCCACCAGGCGAGCCCAGCUUGACAUUCCGCGCUGUCUCUCGACCCUCCUGCAUGCUCUGCAUGCUCCAGCAUGACAUGGCUUCAAUUCGAAUUCUUCCUCUCCAACAGUGCUGCAUCGUAC
Messenger RNA from Eremomyces bilateralis CBS 781.70, 3970 nucleotides. RefSeq lists its product as uncharacterized. Lineage: Eukaryota; Fungi; Ascomycota; Dothideomycetes; Eremomycetales; Eremomycetaceae. The transcript has 3 exons. Gene Ontology annotation, biological process: protein polyubiquitination. The coding region runs from base 335 to 3613 and encodes 1092 amino acids. The record is from RefSeq and is a predicted model, not a curated record. Gene Ontology annotation, cellular component: nucleus; cytoplasm; ubiquitin ligase complex. Gene Ontology annotation, molecular function: ubiquitin-ubiquitin ligase activity.